UUUUGAUUUCGACACAGAAUCGCCCCCAUGCCCAUUGGGCGGCACGCCGUUCCCGCACCAGGGGGGGGCGCAGUUUGCGCGCCCCGAUGCAGCGCGCAGCCACAGUGGCGGUGCCGCGCGCCAAGGACAUCAGUCGCGUUCGCCGCGAGCGAUUCUUGCUUACUAA
Amoebophrya sp. A120 is the source of this 166-nucleotide messenger RNA. Lineage: Eukaryota; Dinophyceae; Syndiniales; Amoebophryaceae. The record is from the annotation of a GenBank genome assembly.